AUGAGAUGCCCUACUGCGAGCCCUCGAGGGGCCCACGAACCAAUGCAACCUCCAUGGCACAUGGAUGACGAACGCAAGUUAGAAAAGUUCGUAACAGUAUUCACCGUCGAGUCGUGCAGAGCGAGGCGCACUUUCACCGCUUGCUCGCCCGAAAACUCCGCCCGACUGGUUCGUCCGCUUAGUGCGAAUUCCGAGAACUACAGUGAGGAGUGCCAUCGUGUCGGCGGUGUAGAGCGAGAGAGCAAGAGCGGACAGUGCGCUCAGAAGAGCAUGUGGCAGCGCAGGUUGGAGUUGGCUAUUCCGUGGUGUGCGCGG
Messenger RNA from Iphiclides podalirius (scarce swallowtail), 315 nucleotides. The record is from the annotation of a GenBank genome assembly. NCBI's taxonomy places the organism in Eukaryota, Metazoa, Arthropoda, Insecta, Lepidoptera, Papilionidae.